CGAAGUCUAUGACAACGAAUGGCUAGCGUUAACAACUAAGCAUUUAUGCGUAGUGACAGACUUCAGUCUUUUCCUGACGUGUAAGUUUGUGGCAUUUGAGAUACAUUAAGCCAAUGGGCACGACUCCACAACCAACCUAUUGAUUUUCUCUUUUUUUUCGCUUGUGUUUCCUGGCAUCUUUAAUUGCAGCAGUCAUUGCCAUAGCUUAAUGCAGCGCAUUGUAUGGCUUCUUCCAAAGUGGGACGUCCGUGCGUUUUGUUACUUCUUCAUCGGAAUGUUUUUUUUUGCGGUUCUGCGCUGAUCUCUGUCGGUGCCCGGGAGCAGAGCUCGCAUCACUGGUACGGAAUUAUUUGGAGCGAAUGCCCUCAGCUCACUUUUGGCAAAACGCGGAUCUAAAGGUGACCAUGAAACGAGAGCGAAUCAAUUUACGCGUGCCUAGAUAUCUAAUCGGACCUCUGCGUAAGUAAGAAUCGACUGAAAAGAUUUAAUUGUCCGCACGACGGAGUUAAAAUGCCACAUUUGGUGCAAUUACUUUGUGUACCCUGAUCCGCUUGUCCCGUCGCAAAUGAACAGGUUUGUGCCCUUCCCCAAGACGGACAAACGUGCAGCGCGAUAAAACGCGAUUUUAUUUUAUAGCGCAUACACGCACAUUAACAGCUGCUGGCAAGGCAGUGCGACAAAUGUUGCAAGAAUUAUCUUCUCGAAGAUGACAAAGACAUUACCUGCGCUUUUCGUAUAAUGGAAAAGGUCGUAGCGAGAAGGCUUUUCUUGUUUAAAUGGAUUUGUCUGCGCUGGGCAUGGGUUUGUUUGGCUGCUUGUGGUGGGAAGGUGGAGUUGCACACUGAGAGAAGAGGGCUGAUCUACAGCCCAUCAUGGCCUCUGAACUACCCUGCUGGGGUUAACUGCUCCUGGAAUAUCCAGGGAAACCGAGGAGAGGUCAUCACUAUAAGCUUCCACAGCUUUGACGUGGAAGAGUCAGGCGGAUGCAGGGAGGACUGGCUGCUACUGGGCCCCACCUGGAAGGAGGAGUACCGAGUGUGCGGCUCGGGCUUGCCUCCUCCCUUCAUCUCCUCCAGGGGGCGAGUGUGGCUCCACUUCCACUCACAGGCCAACAGCUCAGGGCUGGCCCAGGGUUUUCGCCUCUCCUACAUACGCAGCCGGCUGGGCCAGAGUAGCUGCGAAAGCGACGAGUAUCUGUGCGGCAAUGGCAAGUGUGUGCCGCGUUCCUGGCGCUGCAACGGCCUGGAUGAAUGCGGAGACAGCACAGACGAGAGGAGCUGUGCCCCGCCCCCGACGCCUGCCCGGGUGAGCCUGUGUCCACCAGGCACCCUGCAGUGCAGCCUGGCGCAGUCCACGCGCUGCCUGCCCUCCGCGCUGCGCUGCAAUGGCCAGCGGGACUGUCCCGAUGGCUCGGACGAGGCCCUCUGCCCGGACACGUCGUGCGGGAAGCACCUGGACAACUUCUACGGGACUUUUGCAUCGCCUGACUUCUUCCACCUGAACAGGAGUGGCGGGGUAGAUGUGUAUUGCACCUGGUUCCUGGACACUCAGGACCCGAAGCCCCUGCUGCUGCGGCUGGACCUGCAGCUGGGCGUGGGUGACUCGGUGCGCGUGUACGACGGCCUGGGCGACAGGACCGAUCGGCUGCUGCAGAGUCUGUCCCACCAUAACAACCAGCGGCGUGCUGUGCUGGAGUCCUCGCAGGGCCAGAUGAGUGUGCUGUACCACGCCAAGGCACGCAGCAGUGGGCGUGGCUUCAAUGCCUCCUACCAGGUGAAAGGUUACUGUUUCCCAGGCGAGCUCCCGUGCGGUCCGGACGAAGGCUGUUACUCCCAGCAGCAGCGUUGCGAUGGUUACUGGCAUUGCCCAGGCGGGCGGGACGAGGAGGGCUGCCCACCGUGUCCACCUGGUGAGUACCCAUGUGAGGGCAGUACAGGCGUCUGCUACCCGCUGGCCGAGCGCUGUGACAACCAGAAGAAGUGCCCGGACGGCUCGGACGAGAAGAACUGCCUUGCGUGCCAGCCGGGCAACUUCCACUGCGGCACCAACCUGUGCAUCUUUGAGACGUGGCGGUGCGACGGGCAGGAGGACUGCCUGGAUGGCAGUGACGAGCGAGACUGCCUCACCGCCGUGCCACGCAAAGUGAUCACAGCGGCGCUCAUCGGCAGCCUGGUGUGUGGCCUGCUCCUGGUCAUCGCCCUGGGAUGCGCCUUCAAGCUCUACGCCCUCCGCACCAGGGAGUACCGAGCUUUUGAAACACAAAUGACCCGGCUUGAGGCGGAGUUUGUUCAAAGGGAGGCCCCGCCUUCUUAUGGUCAGCUGAUUGCUCAGGGUCUCAUACCUCCAGUGGAGGACUUUCCUGCUUACAAUCCUAAUCAGGCAUCUGUCUUGCAGAAUCUCCGCUCAGCCAUGCGCAGACAGAUUCGGCGUCACUCUUCCCGCCGCGUGGCGUCUCGCCGCAGGCUGGGUCGUCUAUGGAGCCGUCUGUUCCACCGGGGGAGUCGCCCACGUGGUCAAAUCCCCCUCCUCACGCCACCCGGCCACGCCCACAGCCGCUCUCAUGGCCACCCUGCGGUGGGGCUCCAUGGCUACCGCACGGUGGAGGCAACUGGAGGGGUGGGACCGGAGGCGGUGGAGUCAGACCGGGUUGCGGGGCUGAGCCCCUCCCCCUGCUCCAGUGCCGCUCUGGGUCUGGCACUGCGGGCGCACGCUGAGGCGCUGUGCUUACCCGAGCCCGACUCACCACUCUCUCCACUCACGCCCACCUCACCGCGCUCCGCUUCCGACACUCUGGACGAUGACGAGGACGACAUGAACGACAGUGAGUCUGCAGAGCCGUCAGGGGGCAGUGGGAGGUGCGUUCUGGCCACUCGAAUGCGCUCACCAGGGUGUAGAGACAGGGACGACCUGCGUGGAGCUCCGGAUGGACCCUCGCACAGUGCGUACCGGCCCCACGUGUCCAGGAAGGCUGUACAGGGGUUGGCAGCAGAGCUGGGAGGGGUGGCUGUCAAACGCUACUCCAUGAUGGGCAUCUCCCCUGCCUCCUCCCCUGAGACACCCACAUCCACCAGCAGCCAGAAUGAGGAAGAAACAAUCUCGCUGACAUACAAAGAAACAGACACAUGCACAAACACACGUGCAAAUCCACCCACUGAAGCACAUUCCGACUCCCAACCCUUGGUCUCCUGUUUAGACAACCACACUAAGGAGUGGUCAGAAAGGGAUAAGUUUGAGAGGCAAAGUGGGAGCAGUGAGGAAGAGGAGGAUGAUAUUCCAUUUAUCGAUUGAGUCUCUCUUCUUCAGUCUCCCUUCAUAUGCUCUCAUCAGGAUUGCAUGGAUCACGACUCGUAUACAGCCACAGAGAGAUCAUGGCUAUGUGCAGUUCUCCCAUAACCAUAUAUGUUUUUAUGCUGUUUUUCCAGUACACACAUGACUAAUGUAUGUAAUCUUAUAACCUGGCCUCACAGUACUUUAUUUUAUUUUAGUAUUUAUAAAAAUAUACUCUCCCCAGCCACUUUAUUAGAAACACCUGCCCACACAAUGGCCAGUUUAUUAGGGGCACGAAUCUUACCGGAGCUUUUUAUAAGUGUAGUUAUGGACUGUAGGCGAUCUGAUGGUAUACAUAGUGUACAUAGUGUACCCCUAAUUCUGCCAUCAAUGGCCAACACAGCGGUGACAUUGGCUUUGUUCUGGAUGUUAAGGUGGGACAAGUACAUGCAUAGAUCAUUGUCACUCCAGUCAGCAGUGGCCCUAUGGUCACUGAAGAAGGGCUAAAGGAUGGCUAACACCAAUUGUGCUCUCGAGACCUAUAGUUGGUCUCUAGACCUAUCAAGAUGUUUCUGCUAAAGCGGUUGUGUGUGGAUGAGUGUCGGAAUGAUAACCCAGAGUUUGAGUGUAAAAAAAACCAAGAUUUAUUGGCUGUUUUAAAGUCUAUUUAGAAAAAUCCAUGUAGGCUAAUGCGAACUACAAACCAACUAGGCUAACACCAGGCUAAUGUCAUUGCUGACACUGUGCUCAGUAUGUCUUGUGAAAAUGGACUAUAUAAUGAUAUAACUCACUAUAUAUUGAUAUAACAUUUAUUUAAACUUUCAGAUGUUAGCUUCAUUGCCAGACUCUCACUCGUUAGUCUCAUGGUACCAGACAUAACGUUGUAGCCAGAGUGAACAUCUUAAGAAACACUGUUGUUAGACUUCAUAAUGUGUUGGAUUGGUUUAGAAAUUUUAAAAUCACUUUGUUCUGACCCACAUUUAAGCCAAAAUUCCUCCCUGUUGUUUCAGUUGGGAAAUAUCAGUAAUUUUCUUUUGGAUUUAAAGUAAAAUCCAAAGUUAGUAUCUCAAUGCCAAUACCAAUACUGUUGCUAAAUCUUCCUUUUUACAUACAAAGGGGGAAUCUUUGUGAUUAUGUAAACUGCGCAAUUAUUUUGAGUGUGUUUUGACCCAGAAUGUCAUUUUGAGUCUUAGCUUUCUGGUUACACCAGUAUUACCUGUUGUGCUCCAAACUGAUAACUCACACCUCUUUUUCAAGAAAAAUGGCACUUAAUUUUGCACCAAUCUCAUCGGACACGAAUCUAGCAGCACCAGAGUAGAAAACUAACCAAGGCCAGCUACUGCUGCUUCUCUGUGGUUUGUGUUUGAAAUUGGAGUGAUCUCUACUUGAGAAUUCAUUUUAGCAGCUUUUAGAGUAGCUACAUUUAGAAGUGUAAUGUACAAUGAGAAUAUUUCCUCGCUGACACAAUUAUUUACUACAUUUACUUUUUUAUUUACUUUUUCAGAAUCAGAUGUGACAUUGAUAGGCCUAUUUUUGUGAAUAUUGAUUCUCAAAAGGAAUUGUCGGGAUUUGAAGUAUCAGUACUUUGUAUCGAUAGUAGCAGGAGGUAUCCAUAUGGCAUUUAAUGAUUUCUGCUCUGUGUCAGGACUGCUUGCCGGACAUGCUUAUGCCCACAGAGCAAGUAGUGUUCAGUACAUUGCUAAAGAAAUAACUGUCAUUGAUAUAUUUGCUGAAGAAUCUAAAUGUGAGGUAGAUUUUUGAUAUGGGUGUCGUCAUGCCAUAUCAGUUCUGGCCAUCUUCUGAGUGUCAUGUGGCUUGUAGCCAUAGUGGUUGCAAACCUCUUGUAGCCAUAAUGGGCGUUUCUUAACGUAAAAAAAAGUGAAAUGAAGUCUUACUUUUGCCUUUGGUGCAUCUCAUGUUCUUACUGCUGAACAGCUGACUACCAAUAGUAACUUUUUUUAAACCAAUCAAAAAAUGGGGCCGUUUGUCCUGCCUCCAGCAACCCAAAACUACAAAUCACCAUGAAUGAAAUAUAUAUGAAUAUAUACAGUCUAUGGAAUGGAGCAAAUCACAACAGAAACAUGUCAACUAUUGCAACAAAAACCUAUUUUUGCUGUGUUGGUCUUUGUUUUUUAAUGUCUUAAAAUGUAUAUUUUUAAGAAAUUCAAAUUGACAAAUCAGCGUACAUCGCAGGAUAAAUUAACCUGACUGCCAUUUAAUUUGCCAAACAUUCAAAGGUGGUGAAAAUGCAUAUAUUGCAUAAAAAUAGUUUGCAACAUCUAGAAAAGCAUCCAAGACAUCUAUCAGGUGUCAUAGAUUAUUUUAUUUGAACUUCUGCUUUAAGAGGAGUCACCGGCUCUGCAGGCUAGGUGAAUUGCACUAUGUCUGCAGUAAAUAUUCAGUUAUAUAUUCUGUCAGUAAAGUUAAUGGCAUUAUCAGGUAGAUUCAAAUGAGAAAUGAAUCAAGGUGGUAACUUAUGUAUGAAUCCAUAUGAAUCCAUGUGUGUUAUAGACAAUUGCUAUCCAUUAUUCAGUUAUCACCUCCAAUGUGUGCUGACUGAACACAGUAAUAUUUUGAUAAGGGAUGUUGUUAUAACUUGCUGUCUUGAUCUCAGAGACAAGACAUAAAGCAUGACUCAUCUUGUUUAAAACAAGAAUACGGUUUAUCAUAGGCAGAAUGAUGCUUAAAACUGUGGCAACUCCUAAACCAAGUUUGACUGAACAUUUUAGAUAUAGAUCAUUUGUGACAAACUAUAAAACAUCAUUAUUUUUGUUUGUUUGUGUACUUCAGGAAUGUCAGAGGUUGAGGCCUUACCCAUACUGCAGGAAGCUGAGCUGUGCACUGAAGGACUUAUCUUUCAAUUAAGGCUUAACAUUUCUAAGUUGAACUAAGCUACCAUUUCUCAUCUCUGACUGUACUUUUUCAGUCUUUGGGAGAUAUCCUACUCUAUGAAUGCUGUCCCAUGAUGCUAUCAUUCACACCUUAGGAAAAUGUUUUAUAAAUGUAUUUCUCAAGUGUUUCUAAAACCAUUGGAUUCUGGAUAAGAGCUGUAUAUUUCUCAGUUCUAAAGCUUCUGUCAAGGUUGUACUAUGUGAAAUUAUAAAUAAUAAUAAGCAACAAAUUAUAUAUAAGGUUAAAAAAGUAAGCCUGUCACUAACACUAAUGGUAUUGUAUCCCCUAAUAAACCCUUCAGCUAGCAAAUGUGAUAAUGGCUUCAAACAGAAUAGAGGCCUCUUUCCCCCAUGCAUUUAGCUAUUUAUAAUGAUCACUGUUCACUAUAUCUACACAUCUGCGUAGCAUGCGUAUAUGAAAGUCAUUAGGUAAUUGUCAAGUUCUUUGUUAGCUGAAUAAGGUGUAUUAGAGCAAUACAGUGCAGGACAGAUGUGUUUCUGGAUGGAACGUGGGCAUGACUUUUCAGUGCCUGAAAGGCAGAACUGUAGUCAGUCAGUUUCCUGUUAGGGAGAUCUCAGGGAAUGUACGGUGUGAGUGUGCGUCCAUUUCGAAACUGUUCCAGGAGCAGUUCUUGGAUGAAGUGACAUGAAUGAGAUGUGCUUGCUGGCAGUCAGUCAGUUGCUGAUGUAACUUUUUCAGCUGCAGUGGGGGAGGAGGGAGAAGAAUGAACAAUGUACGGAGAAGAAUUUGAAUUUUAUAGUGAAAGAAAAGCUUUAAAUCAGAUUCGAACCAGCCACCUAUCAGCUAGUUCAUUUAAUUUCAAAAUUAAAUUGCUCCUCUCUUUCUCUCUCUCUCUCUCUCACACACACACACACACACACACACACACACACAAACAUACACUUGCUUUCUUUAAUGUACCUGUUCUGACAGUAGCUGCUGGAGUUGACUAAAUGCCAAAGGUCAAUGUGUUUCACUAAUAUAAGCUCCCCGUUCAGUAGAGUGCUGACAGAGGAUUCGGUUAUGAUGUUGACAGAGGAUUCGGUUAUGGUGGCUGUUUUCAUUGGGGUUUGUGGGGAGUGGAAUUUGUGGGGGUAGUGAUGGUUGAGGUUGUCCUGGUGAAGAAAUAUAUAUUUUUUUAUUUGGUGUUUGUGGGUAUAUCAUUGUCAUUGAAUGUGAUGUGAAUGUAUAUUGUAUGCUUCACUGGGGUCUAAUUAAGUUUGACUCUACACUAAACUCUUAGAAAAGAAAUCAGUUCAACUAUCUUGUUUCCUUGUAACCACAUGAAAACUGUUUGGAAAAAGUGCUUUGAAGAUGCAGUUUAAAUUCUGCUGUUGCAUAUUCGAUUGUGAUUGGUUGCGGGUGUGCAGUGGUUGUAAUGUGUGUUAUGUCCCACAAAAGAAGGAAUGUCACCCUUGCAUAUUGAUUUGUCAUGGUCUUUUUAGUAACAAACUAGUGAAACAACACAAGGUGCAAGAGUUAUGAAUUCAAGAAUCAAAUGUGUUCUGUCAGCAUUUUUAGAAGGAAAGGGAAGAUGUGACUGAAUUUAUGUCUGCCUAUUGCGAAUGCACACGCGUAAAUGUAAUGGAUUUACACUGCGGAUGCAGCCUAACUAUGUAGAGCUUGGAGGAAUUAAUUAACCAAGUGCUUGGCUCUGUUUUAUAGUAGGGCCACCAAUGUCUCCUGCUCACUGGUAUUUGAAUGUAAUAUUGCAGAUUGCAGGUUUCAGGCCAUGUGUCUGGGCAAACUGGAUUAUUCAUGCCCGGUGCAGGUUCAGAGCCUAAUAGCGCUCUGUUACUUCCACCUGGGUCAGUUGAAGUGCCAUUAGUGAGAUGGGAAAUGCCACUGAUGAUGGAGGUGCUGCGGCUAGAGUUGAGAAUAAGAGAGAAUCUGAAUUAAUGUGCCAUUGCAGGAAUCGUGCACUUUCAGCCAACCAAUACUGCUGCCACUGUUGUGUAAGGACUGAGUCUCUUCAUUGACUUUUCAGGAAAAAAAAAAAAAAAAAAGUCUAACAGAAUCACUGUGCUCAACCGAUUAAGGAAAUGCAGUUAAGUUUGGUUGAGAUUUCUGUUCAUUGUCUAAAUGUUGUUCUGUGGUGUUCUCAUUCUCAUUAGUCAUGUUUACUCCUGUAUUAUUCAUUUUAUAGAUCUGCCACUAUUAGCUAGUUUGCCUCUAAAGAGGUGACAAAUGUUCCUGUUCAUUUUCAUGGGUAUUACUCAGUUGAACCCUAUAUAUUUUGGUAGAUAUGUAUACAAAUCUCUUAUCUACAAAAUAAAAUAAUAAAUUGUUUUGGCAGCCAGCAGGAUCUCUGUUGUUAUGGCAACCAGCAGGAUCCAAAACCACAAAAGAGCUUGCCAAGUGCUCAGGUGGGAAAACCGUCAAGACAUUUGAAGCCAUCUAGCAAAUUAGGCUCUUGUAUUCAGGUCUCUGAAACAGUGAUUGUCUAUGUUGUAAACCUUACUGUGUCUUACUGUGCUUGAUUGGGCAGGUGGACUUUUCGUUUUCAGGUGAUAUCAUGCCUUUUGUAAUGACUAAGAAGAGAAUGCAAACAUUUAUCUGUUACUCUGACUUCGGUUCUAUUUGUAUGUUUGUGUUUAAAGGUAUAAGUUGUCAUUAAGUGUCUGAUCCUUGACAAUGUGCUGUACAUCCAGCUUAUUGUUUCUUCAAAUCAUCAAUAAAAACAAACAUUUCACUAUC
Electrophorus electricus (electric eel) is the source of this 8856-nucleotide messenger RNA. It is a transcript of the gene lrp3, whose product is annotated as low density lipoprotein receptor-related protein 3. The record is from RefSeq and is a predicted model, not a curated record. Gene Ontology annotation, cellular component: plasma membrane. Gene Ontology annotation, molecular function: protein binding. NCBI's taxonomy places the organism in Eukaryota, Metazoa, Chordata, Actinopteri, Gymnotiformes, Gymnotidae.